This is a messenger RNA of Aspergillus neoniger CBS 115656, 2647 nucleotides long. RefSeq names its product putative C6 transcription factor. The coding region runs from base 181 to 2475 and encodes 764 amino acids. Gene Ontology annotation, biological process: regulation of DNA-templated transcription; DNA-templated transcription. The record is from RefSeq and is a predicted model, not a curated record. Gene Ontology annotation, molecular function: DNA-binding transcription factor activity, RNA polymerase II-specific; DNA binding; zinc ion binding. The transcript has 7 exons. Lineage: Eukaryota; Fungi; Ascomycota; Eurotiomycetes; Eurotiales; Aspergillaceae.
GUCCCUUUCCCUUUCUCCUCUCGCCCUCCCUCUCGUCCCUUUCCCUUUCUCCUCUCGCCCCCUCUCUCCCCCUCUUCCUUUCCCUUUCGCGUGAUCGUGAAUUUUUUCUCCCUUCUCUUCCAUGGAGGCUGCUGCGACGUCUGUCCCGUCCCCCACGGCCAUCCUGGAUUGUCCAAUUCCAUGGUCGUAGAAUCCAAGCAAUCGGGCAUGGCCGACGUGCCUACAAAGUCCAACCUUCCCCGGAAAAGCGCCUUUUCCUGCGAGGCUUGUCGCAAGCGAAAGGUGAAAUGCAACGGAGCCAGUCCGUCAUGUUCGCGAUGUGCGACACGCGGCGAGGUGUGCGUCUAUAGUCUAGCUCCAACCUUAUCUUAUACGAAGCAGCUGGAAGCUCGCGUCGCCCAGCUGGAAGAUGCUCUUUCCAAGCUCCGAAGCCAACAACCCCCGGAACCCGUGUCGCGGAAGGGCGCCUCCCCUGCAUCGCCCGGCGAGUCUAGCGCCAGCCCGGGUAUCCGAACCCGCAUCAAAGAAGAAGACGAAAAUGAAGAAGAGCUCGCCAGAGACUUCGAGGGUCUCAAGGUCGAACACGAUGGUCGAAUAUCGUUCCACGGCCCGACCAGCUUAUUCCAACUACCAAGUGGCGUCUUGAACGAAACUUCCUCGACGUCCCGUUUGGCCAUGCAACUGGAGGGGCGGAAAGAACGGCUUAUCAACAAUGCAUGGCGAGAACGGGCUUAUGAGCAAAUGGCCACCAUGCCCGAACCAUUUCAGUAUCUCCUCGAUUCACAUUGGUGUUGGAUACAACCGCUCUUUGGCUUCGUUUAUCGACCUACAUUCACUCGUGAUAUGAAAGUCAACGGUCCCUAUUACACCGACGCCCUGUUGAACGCCCUCCUUUCCCACUCAGUACGAUGGUGCAAACUGGAGCCAAAAAUCGGGCCAAUCUUGGACUCAUUCGAAGGAGGAGCGCAGUUCUUUCAUCGCGCUGUAUCAGGUCUCCAUGACUCGCUCAAAGCCGGCUAUGUCGGCAUUCCAACAAUUCAGACCUUACUUCUCCUAAGCGCGCAGGAGUUCGGGCGAGGCAACCGAAGUCAGGCGUGGUUAUACAGUGGAAUGGCUUUUAGGAUUCUGGACGACCUUGGCAUAAACAUCGACAGUCGCAAGUACUCUGAUAGCGCUCACCUGACCGAUGAGGAUAUCGAGCUCAGAAACCGUCUCUUUUGGAGCUGUUAUUUUUGGGAUAAACUGAUCUCACUGUACUUCGGCCGUGCCCCAACCAUGCAACACUCCCGGGUCAGUCCUCCUCGGAUGAUUUUGGAUGACACAGCCGAGGUCGAGCUUUGGACGCCUCAUGGAGUCGAAUUUCCCGAUGGCACUCACUAUCCGCCCACCCAGGCUCACUCUACUUCGUGCUUCAUGAAGAUGUGCGGCCUGGCAGAAAUCCUUAACCAAAUAUUAAUCCAUAUCUAUGAUCCUCUCCGACAGGUUUCGGAAGUAGAAUAUUAUAACUGCAUCCAGGAACAAGCCGCUAAUCUGGCUGACUGGUGGGAGGAGCUUCCCGAUUAUUUGAAGCUACUGCCCAUGGACCUUCCUCCAUAUUCCCCGCCAAGUCAUAUUGUGACCCUGAACUGUCUUUACCAUACCAUCAACAUCCUCCUCCACCGUCCCGUCCUUUGCUCCAAAUCGAACCGUGAAUCUAACGACAAGAGUCAUCUGAUUCAAUGUAUGACGUCCGCAACUACGAUUCUGACCCUGUUCGAUCUGUACCGUCGUACUUUUGGUGACAGUCACGUCGUCUUGUCUCUCUCCUACAGUGUAUACACUGCAGCAUCCAUUUUCUUGCUCGAAAUUCAGGCUCUGAAGUAUGCUGCUCCGGGGACCCUCGACAAGUUGAAGUACUGUAUCUAUGCUUUGGAGCGAGUAAAGGGGACAAGUCCUGUGAUCAGCACAGCCCUAAGUCUCAUCUACCAGGAGCUACAAAAGCUUCAAAUCGACAUCCAUAUUGUCCUACCAACGGCCCAAACCCAACAGCCUCAACAGCAAACUGAAACCCAGACUCAACCACAACUCCAUCAGCGACCUCGAACCCAUCAUAGCCAUUCUCCCUCCCAACAUCAGACACCACCUCCCUCGAGCAUCUCCAGUACUUCUCAACGCGUCUCCCCUGUACAGCAGCAACCACCCCAAGCCGACCAUCCUAUCACCUCCAUGCACACUGCUGGCGUGACCUCCGCACCAUCAAUGUUACCAGGCUAUAAUUACCAAACGCCCGUUGCCGACUUCGAGCUGUCGCAGACCAACAUGCCACAAGUGACUGCUACACAUUUUAUAGGCGGUAUGCCGAACGCCAUGCUAACACUGGAUAACCCUGGCGCAUACGAGAUCACACCUGAAGUGUUUGAAGCCUUUUCCUAUGCGGAGCCUAUAACGACGAACAUGGCACCUACAGUUGAUUAUGGGUGGGAUAGACAUACUUGAUACCAGGAGCAAGACGUAGCUGCAGGCUACGGGGGAACGAUGCUUCACUGCAAGUGAGUUGGCUUUAUAGUAGUUCGAUACAUUAAUCAAACAUCUGUACUUGUCACCUGUAUGUAAUUCUAUCGAGGGUUUUGAAUGUGUAGAAUUACAAUUGAACAGUUGGACAACCAUA